UUUAAAAAUCGAAGUGUUAUAUUUUCAUUUUGGUAUUUGCAUUUUUAUGGUAUCACAAGAUAAAGGUCUAUUCUUCGACAAUUUAUGUCUGCAGUUUAUUCUGUUAAUAUCAUUGUAAUAUUAACGGGGUCGACUGGAUAUAUUAAGGAAACUCUAAUAUUACGCAUCUCAUAAAAAUGAAAUGCACAAUUUUGAAUGUCGUUCUCGUUGGAGUAGCUAUGGUACUGAUAUGUUCACCUACAGAUGCAAUGGACACUGUUGAAAUGGACGAAGAAGUAUCGGACACUUCGCUUAUUGUCAAGAUAAUUGGGCAUGGUGCACCCGUACUUCCUGUUGGAUUUACAACUUCCGCUAUAGUUUGUGCAGAUGUCGUGAUGAUCCUUGACAUAUCAUGCUCCAUAUCACGCCCAGCGAAGCAACGUGUUAGGAACAUUGCAGCGGCCGUUGCCCAGUCCCUUCUUACAUUGAUAAAUCCUGAGGACCCAUCAUCUUUCAGUCAGGCUAGAGUGGGGGUCCUUACAUACAGUGAAGACACGCGACACGUUUUAUAUCUAAAUCAUACCAAACCAAGUAAGCAAGCCGUUAAAAUUAUCAAAAAUGUGAAAAUAGUAAAAAACAAAGAAACGCUGUGUAGGACGGCAACUCACCGAGCACUACGUGAUGUACGAAAUUAUUUCUUCAAUACCAGACAGCAAAAUAAUAAACAAGUGAUCCAUCUUUACACGGAUGGACUCACUUUCCUAAGACGUAACAGAAAGGCACUCUAUCGAGAACAGAAGAAACUCAAGGAUAUGGGUGUGAUCAUAAAUGUGAUUGCUGUACCCCAAAGGAUUGGUAAAUUCGAAGAGGAAGAAUACACGACGUUACCGCAUACCCAACAACAUUUAUAUAACUCUACGGAACCAAACAUUGCUAAUCAACUAAUAGAUGGCCUGAUAAAUGAUGCAUCUUGCGAAGAUAUAGCAAAAACGUCAUAGUCAGAUAAAUAAGUUGUGCAGCUAUGUUACCAAAAACAAAGAUGGCAUAGUUCAAAUUGAAUCCAAUGGUGACGAGAAAUUGUCAUAUACACAUGGACACGGCAUUACAAAUGCAUAUCAGAAACAUUGUAUGAAAAUUUAAGAAUGCAAACGUCUUUAUUGUACUCCUAUUAACAAGAGCAAAAUAAACAUUAAACAGUUUUUAUACCGC
Molecule: messenger RNA, 1188 nt
Organism: Owenia fusiformis
Lineage: Eukaryota; Metazoa; Annelida; Polychaeta; Sabellida; Oweniidae
Source: the annotation of a GenBank genome assembly